GGAAUAAGGGGAGGGAAGGGGGAUAAGAGGGGGGAGUGCGGCUCUAGCAUGAUGGGGCACCUGACAGCCUGGGAGUUGUGAGUUGUGAGUUGUUGUGACGCACGAUCUGUAUAUUUCUAUGAGCAUCUGGGGCGCGUGUCGGAGGGUACGGUACAUAGCCGCUGGUUUUGUUGUGUUUGAGACGCAUGUAUGCACGGAAGUCUGGUGUGUUUUUCAAGCUCGUGUCUGUGUGUUUUGCAAGCUCGUGUCUGUGGUCGUGCUGUGGUCAUGCUGUGAUGGUUUGGGGGUUUGGUGUACGGGGUUCGCCUCGCUCUCCAUGGGCUGGGACAGCCUUGGCCUGCUGGGGAACCUUUGGGCCAGCCUGAUUGUGAAGCAGACAGAGGGUGUGGGGACGGACAAGCGUGAACUCAGUCUUGGUCUUGGUCUUGAUCUUGAUUUCGAUAGUGGAAUGGAAUGGUAUCGUAACGCCGCCGAUGCAAUCUAAGCCCACAACACGCACACGCACACGCACACGCCCAGCGCCCCUCCAACCCAUCUCUAC
This is a messenger RNA of Boeremia exigua, 541 nucleotides long. RefSeq lists its product as uncharacterized. Bases 119 to 484 code for a protein of 121 amino acids. The transcript has a single exon. The record is from RefSeq and is a predicted model, not a curated record. Lineage: Eukaryota; Fungi; Ascomycota; Dothideomycetes; Pleosporales; Didymellaceae.